UUCAACAAAUAUUCAAAAUCUCUCAAAUUCUAUUUAGAAAUUUCUUCAAACCAUGCAGAUCUUCGUGAAAACCCUCACCGGAAAAACCAUCACACUCGAGGUCGAGAGCUCCGAUACAAUCGACAACGUGAAGGCCAAGAUCCAAGACAAGGAAGGCAUCCCACCGGAUCAACAGAGACUAAUCUUCGCCGGGAAACAACUCGAGGACGGCCGGACUCUCGCCGAUUACAAUAUCCAAAAGGAAUCAACGCUCCAUCUCGUUCUCCGAUUGAGAGGAGGAAUGCAAAUCUUCGUCAAGACUCUGACGGGGAAAACUAUUACUCUUGAAGUUGAAAGCUCCGAUACGAUUGAUAAUGUGAAGGCCAAGAUUCAAGAUAAGGAAGGGAUCCCGCCGGAUCAGCAGCGGUUGAUCUUCGCCGGGAAGCAGCUGGAGGAUGGGAGGACGCUUGCUGAUUAUAAUAUUCAGAAGGAGUCGACUCUUCACCUUGUGCUCCGUCUCCGUGGCGGCGGUGGAAAUUGCUGAGAUCUUUAUGUUUCUGAUAGACUGAUUUAGGCUUGUUAUUACUUAAACGUGUUUGCUGUUAUUAAUAAAAUUUAUUAUUUUGCUCAA
Molecule: messenger RNA, 610 nt
Organism: Mercurialis annua (annual mercury)
Lineage: Eukaryota; Viridiplantae; Streptophyta; Magnoliopsida; Malpighiales; Euphorbiaceae
Product: polyubiquitin
Exons: 1
Coding region: 53-523 (156 amino acids)
Biological process (GO): modification-dependent protein catabolic process; protein ubiquitination
Cellular component (GO): cytoplasm; nucleus
Molecular function (GO): protein tag activity; ubiquitin protein ligase binding
Source: RefSeq, a predicted model, not a curated record